Messenger RNA from Cucurbita pepo subsp. pepo (vegetable marrow), 2767 nucleotides. RefSeq lists its product as uncharacterized. The record is from RefSeq and is a predicted model, not a curated record. Lineage: Eukaryota; Viridiplantae; Streptophyta; Magnoliopsida; Cucurbitales; Cucurbitaceae.
UCAGCCUUGUUUUGUUUUGAUGUUUUUUAUUUCGUUUUCUUCGAGUUUUCCGUUGAUGGGUUUUAUUUUGUGAGUUCCGACAGUCGCUGCUCUUUCUGGCUUCGCUAUGUUUCGUACUUCAAAACAAGCUAAUCCUCUGUUUUCUCUUUUACUCUGUAUGUAAUGUGAAGUGAGCUUCGCCUUCUCACGCCCAUUCCCUUUUCUGGGUCUUGUCCUUUCUUUGCCAACACGCUUUCUCUGGUGUGUGUUCUUGAUUUCGUGGGCGUUAUUGCGUUGUUUGUUGAACAGGGGUUGCUCUGUUUUCUCGAGGGUUUUCGCUUUUUUUUUUGGUCUUUUUCUUGAAAUCGAUUCAUCUCGAUGCUCGAUGCUGGGGAGUUUGUUCUCAAAAUCAAGGUGGGAAGCCAUUGAUUUCCCAAGUGGGUGUUCUGGUAAUCGAAAUUUCAUGGCUUCAACCUCGAUUUCAUGAACUGGGUCAUUGAAAUUUUUGGGGAAGAAUGGGUGGGUCGAACUCCAAAAUUGAGAACAACGAAGCCCUACGCCUUUGUAAGGAGCGAAAACGGUUCAUCAAACAGGCCAUCGAUUCGAGGUACGCUCUAGCCGCUGCUCAUGUCUGUUACGUUGAGUCCCUAAAAAACGUUGGCGUUUCUCUCCGACGGUACGCCGAGGCUGAGGUUCUUAUCGAGUCGUCUAUGUCAUCGUCGGCCACCGAACUCGACAAAACGCCGUCGCAUUCCUCUUAUCCAUCGCCGUGCCCGUCGCAAACCGCCGAUGUUUCGGAAUCACCAUUGCAAGAAAGCCCCAUUUCGCCGCCGAUAGCCACCAUUAGUUAUAUGGUCGCCGGAAGCAAUCCCCCUCUUACCGUAAAGGUCCGGCCGAGUAGCCAUAGUUAUGCCUAUGAAGAAUCAGUCGCUUCCCCAUUUUCACCGCUGCCACGUCCGCCACCGCCACCUCAUGAAUCAGGAUCUUCUUGGGAUUACUUUGAUACCCAUGAUGAAAUUGAGAGCUUCAGGUUUAUGGGGACUGGUGGGGGGAUGGAUGUGAACUUUGAGGAUGAGAGAAUGUGGAAGCAAUUCAAGGGAGAAAUGGCUGAUGCCAAAGAUGAGUUUCAGGAAGCAACUGAAAAACCAGAAACUGAGCUAAAUGGUAGUGAAAAUGGUGGCCAUAUGAGCCCCUAUGGGGCUGUUGAAGAACAAAAUUUGGAGAUGGCAAGACAGGAAGACAAAGAGCUUAAUUCAGCUAGUUUGUCAAGCAAAGUUCUGCUCGAACAACCGGGUUCGAGAGGCUCGAUCAGGUUGGAGAAGAGUUUGUGUACUGAACAGGAAGAUCCUUCAGAGUUCAUUACUCAUAGAGCUAAGGACUUCCUUUCCAGCAUUAAGGAGAUUGAGCAUCGCUUUCAGAGAGCUUCAGAAUCUGGGAGGGAGAUCUCUAGAAUGCUUGAAGCCAACAAAAUCAGAGUUGGCUACCUUGAAGCAAAUGGAAACGUAUCCGGUCUUGCUUUCUUAGAUCCUUUACGUCGUUUACGACUCGUUUGUUGUCCUGCAAAGCCUGCCCUCUUUUCUGAUGAACUUCAUAAGACGAAGGUGAUUACAUGGAAACGGUCAACAUCGUCACGGUCAUCUUCGUCGAGAAAUCCUCUUGCUGGAAAAGAUGACGCUGAUGACAGUGCAAGCGAAUUUGUAGAAGAGUUCUGUAUGAUCUCUGGAAGUCAUUCCUCUACCUUGGAUCGGCUUUACGCAUGGGAGCGAAAACUCUAUGAUGAAGUCAAGGCAAGCGAAUCCAUUCGGAAGGAGUAUGAUCGUAAAUGUGAUCAACUCAGAUACCUAUUCGCAAAAGAUUACAGUACACAAGUCAUCGACAAAACGAGGGCAGUUGUCAAGGAUCUGCACUCCCGAAUACGAGUUGCUAUCUAUUCUGUUGAUUCGAUUUCAAAACGCAUUGAGAAAAUGAGGGAUGAAGAGAUGCAGCCACAACUCAUUGAACUAAUUCAGGGGUUGAUCAGGAUGUGGAAGGCCAUGCUCGAAUGCCAUCAUGCACAGUACAUAACAAUAUCAUUGGCAUAUCAUUCGAAGAGUGCUACCAUGGGUACGCCUCGAGCAGACGUGCAGAGGCAGAUAACAGUCCAACUUCAACAAGAGAUUGAAUCGUUCGGCUUAAGUUUUGCCAAUUGGAUCAACAGCCUUGCAUCAUAUGUUGGUGCUUUGAAUGGCUGGCUACAACACUGUAUAUCACGGGAACGCUCGAAGAGCAGAAGGCCUUUCUCUCCUCGUCAUGCCAUUGCCCCACCUAUCUUCAUCCUAUGUCGCGAUUGGUUUGCUGGAAUCAAAGACCUUCCAUCUAAUGAACUUAGCGAUGCCAUCAGAGGCAUCUUGGGAGAAUUGCAGUGUUCAAUAUCUCAACAAGCUGAACUACAGAGGAAACAGAAGCAGCUUGUUGAAGGGGAAGAACCUGAAGGGAAAGACGAGGAGAAUAACGACACCAUAUCUUCAAACUUAAGUUGCAUACAUUCAAGCCUAACAAAGGUUCUCGAUUGGCUAACGAAAUUUUCCGAGGCCUCGCUCAAAAUGUAUGAAGAUAUUAGACAAAAAAGCGACGCUGCGCGUACAGCCUAUUUGAAUUAUAGGCCACGCUCAGAAUUAUAACCAUGUAAAACUCAAGUUUGUCUUAGAUUGAAUCUUUGUACAGUUUUGAAGAAUUUGCAGAGGCUCUGAGAUUGCAUGAUGAUGCUCAUUUUUAAUUUGCCUCCAGAAAUCCUGUUGAUUUCUUGAAA